GAGGAAGAAGCCAGGAGGAGCGCAACGGAACCGCAAGAAGCGCCACCAACCAAACGAAUUUCCCCUCCAAAAAAGGAGCACGAAAGCCACAACGCACGCAUUCGCCCCCUCGCGCGCUACCUCGCAGCGCGCCUCGCCCUCCCCCUCCUCGCCGUCUGGAGCCCGCGCGGGCGGCGGGCCGGACCGGAUCCCGCUCCAUGGCGGAGGGCUUCGGGCGGUGGGAGGCGGAUCCGCUCUUCCCCGCCGCCGAGUGCGUGCAGGACUCCGCCGACAGGAUGGAGGGCGUCUACCGCCUGCUCUUGCAUGAAAGGAAAGUUAUGCAGGAUGGUACUUCAGAUGCAAAGUUUCAUGCUCCGAUACAGUAUGAGAGAGAUGUGAUUACUGCUCUUGGAACUACCAAAUGGCAGUUGGAGCAAUUUGAGAGGGAGGUGAAUGCAGCUGCAUUCUCUGACAAGUCAAAGUCGAGAGAAAAUGCAAUCUUAAAAUUUAGACAAUUCAUUAGAGCUAUAGCGGAGCAGAUUUCUCAGGUGGAAGGAAGUUUGGAGAAUCUUAGCAUAGGUUCUAGUAGAACUCCAAAACAUUUAUACUCAAGUGAAUAUGAUGGAGAUGGACUGGCAUCCUUUCUUUCUGGUAGCAACAAGGAUGACCAUGUGUAUCAUUCCACUGGUACAGAUGAAAUUGUUGAGCUUAAGCUCGACAAUGUACCCUUGGUAAAUGGCUAUCAUUCCACACAAGAACAUAGAGCAUAUGAACACAGGAAUUCAGAAAAGGAUGUGGAAGGAGCAGGGAAACUUAAAUGUUCAUGUGGAGGAAAUGCAUGUGAAGGGGGUCAUAAUAAUAGCAGUAUGUAUAGUUGUGAUGCUGAUGAUUCUGUAGGUAGGAGGCUUUUUGGCAAAAACAAACUGAGUAGGCACUACCAUAGUUUUAUAAGAAACUUAUGGUUUACAAAGCGGGGUCGUGAAAGCUUUACAAAGAGGAGGAAGGAUGGAGAAGAUAUGGAUAGCUUGAGAAAUGGAAACACGCUACCUUCCUUCAAUCUACAUCAACCUAGAAGGGCUAUGUAUUUCUGGCCAGAGGUCAUCAAGAGGAGAUUAAGUAGAUCUGAGUAUUUUACAGAUCGUAAUCGUCCUCAAAUUCGUUUGGUGAUAGCAGUACUAAUCGCGCUUGCUGUUCUCUGCUUGCUGGUAUCCCAUGUGAGGUGACUGUGAAUCCAGUUUUGAUUCCUGUUAUUUUUAUGUAUUACCACGGUCCACGGUGUACUCUACCAAUCAUGCUGUGCUGUGUCAUGGUUUCUGAUGGAGAAGGAUACAUUAUUCUUUUGAAGCAUCUCAAUGUUACGCUCCAAAUUGUCAUGCCGUGCAGACACAGGUUUGAAAACGUCUUUGUGCAGUUGAUUGUUGUGGUUGCUUGUGAUUAGAGUGACCAGUCAUCAACACUUUGAAAAUUUUUCAGUAAUCCACGUCAUUUAGUGAAUGGUGCCACACGAUCCAUUGUAGUUUUUUCCCAUCUUUCUAGUAUAACUAAAGAAUGCCAGAUCGAGUGAUGAUUUUCUGGGAGCAGUUUCCUUGUGCAUUAUACAAUUAUGAAAGGGAAGUCCGAAUUGAAUCGAAAUGGUUCAAUGUAUUGUACCUGGUCUGUUACUUCCCCCACCUGGGAUAUUGUAUUAAAUUUGGUUUCUUAUGGACCUGGAACUCUCCUAUUGUUCCUGUUGGUUUGACUACAUCAGGUUCAUUGAGCUAUGACGGCCUUUCGGGUGU
Messenger RNA from Setaria italica (foxtail millet), 1757 nucleotides. RefSeq lists its product as uncharacterized. The coding region runs from base 198 to 1202 and encodes 334 amino acids. Gene Ontology annotation, cellular component: membrane. Gene Ontology annotation, biological process: Golgi vesicle transport. NCBI's taxonomy places the organism in Eukaryota, Viridiplantae, Streptophyta, Magnoliopsida, Poales, Poaceae. The transcript is spliced from 5 exons. The record is from RefSeq and is a predicted model, not a curated record.